Molecule: messenger RNA, 1877 nt
Organism: Galleria mellonella (greater wax moth)
Lineage: Eukaryota; Metazoa; Arthropoda; Insecta; Lepidoptera; Pyralidae
Gene: Atg4b
Product: cysteine protease ATG4D
Exons: 1
Coding region: 285-1703 (472 amino acids)
Molecular function (GO): protein-phosphatidylethanolamide deconjugating activity
Source: RefSeq, a predicted model, not a curated record
UUUAGGACUAGACUCUCUACUCUAGUCUCAUAAUCUGUGAGUAUGACUUAUCGGCUUUAGGCAGGUAUAGUUAGUUAUCUAUUCUAUUGAUUUUAUUUUUACUUUCAUCGAAGUUGACUCCUUUUACUCAUUUUCUCCCAUUUUCAACUACUCUAGAAUAAAAUUUACUACUUACAUUAAUUCUGAAUUAUAUGAAGAUUUUAUUAGCAAAAAGAAAUGAUAUUUCUCUUUUGCAUUAUAAACAGUAGGUGUAGUUUAGUAAAUAUUAUGUCUUAGGUAUCGAAAUGAACGGCCCUAGUAAUGUUGUUGCCCAUAACCCUGAGCUGAACACCCACAUUAGUGAUGCUAUGCAAAGUACUUCUCCAACAUUAAUUGAAAAAAGUAAAGCUACAGGGUCCAAGGAUAAUGCACGUGAAAAUACGGAAGAUUUGCAAGAUCUCAAAGGAAAAGUUGAAUCUAAACUACUGUCCAUGUGGAAUAACAUGAAAUUUGGAUGGACGGUAAAAAUAAAGACAAAUUUUUCCAAAGAAUCACCUGUAUGGCUAUUAGGUCGCUGUUAUCACCGUAAACUGAGCCCUACGGGCUCAUUGGAAUCUUCAACAGAAAUAGGAACAGAGGCAACUGCACAUCAACCCAUGGAGCAGAUAUAUGGGGAAGGUAUAGAAGGCUUCAAAUCAGAUUUCAUAAGUAGAUUGUGGAUGACAUAUAGACGAGAAUUUCCUACUAUGUAUGGCUCAAAUUUUACCACAGAUUGUGGUUGGGGAUGCAUGUUACGAAGUGGACAAAUGUUGUUGGCCCAGGCACUAGUCUGUCAUUUUCUGGGUCGGGACUGGAGAUGGUCACCAGACAAAGCAAUUCAAAAUGCCAGAGAGUUUCAGGAAGAUUGUUUACAUCGUAUGAUUAUAAAAUGGUUUGGAGAUAAAUCCUCUGUAAACAGUCCCCUCUCCAUUCAUCAAAUGGUGAGAUUAGGUGAAGCUCUAGGAAAGAAACCUGGAGACUGGUAUGGUCCUGCUUCUGUAGCACAUUGUUUAAAAGCUGUCAUGGCUGCUGCCUCCAAAGAAAAUUAUGAAUUUGAUAAUUUAGAAGUAUAUGUUGCUCAAGAUUCAACUAUUUAUAUUGAAGAUGUAAAUUCAUUAUGUUUGAUGCCCAAUGGUUCAUGGAAAUCCCUUAUCCUGUUAGUACCUGUGAAGUUAGGAACAGACAAAUUUAAUCCAAUAUAUGGACCUUGCCUUACAUCAUUAUUAACACUCGACUUCUGUAUAGGUAUUAUAGGAGGAAGACCAAAACAUUCUUUAUAUUUUGUUGGUUAUCAAGAUGACAGACUGAUUCAUUUAGACCCACAUUACUGCCAAGAAAUGGUUGAUGUGUGGCAACCAAAUUUUUCAUUACAGACUUUUCAUUGUCGAUCACCACGAAAAAUGCCACUUAGUAAAAUGGAUCCGUCAUGUUGCAUAGGCUUCUAUCUUGCAACACAACAUGAUUUUGAAACCUUUGUUAAUGUAAUAAUGUCUUUCCUAAUUCCACAAGGAGUAUCUGCAAACUUUGAGUAUCCAAUUUUUACACUGCAGAGUGGAUCUUGCGCUAAUGUAAUAGACCCACCAAACAUAAGAUAUUCUAUAUAUGAAACUGAACAGAACUGGGUGACCCCUAGUAUGCAAGAUUAUGAUACUGACAUUGAAUCAGAAGAAUUUGUAUUAGUAUAAUAUCAAGUUACCAAAUAAAUCUAGUUAGUACCUAAUAAAUUGGAACAAAUUGCAUAAGUACUGUUAUGCUAAUGUAUAUCAUGGUUAUCUCAAAAUAACAUGCUAAGUAUACAAUACUAAUUUUGUAUCCAAUAGGGUUUCUAAAAUCAUAAUAAAAUAAAAAGCAACUGUCAA